Molecule: messenger RNA, 1042 nt
Organism: Medioppia subpectinata
Lineage: Eukaryota; Metazoa; Arthropoda; Arachnida; Sarcoptiformes; Oppiidae
Source: the annotation of a GenBank genome assembly
AAUUAAACGAGUCAAACAAAAAACACAACAAUGAAACUAUUACUGCUAACCGCACUCGUAUGCGGACAGGCAUUGUUCACCGUAGCCAAGCCUAAGGUGAUCUGCUAUUGGCCCAACUGGCGUAUGGACGAAGGGGGUGACAAUAAGCAUACCCCGGAAAACAUUGACCCAACCCUUUGUACGCACGUUCACCACGCGUUUCACGAGUUGGACGAUCAGCACAAUGUGGUGCGAGACAGUGCCGGCCCUCAGCCCGAUAUAUACCGGCGCCUGAAUGAGCUGAAAAAGAAGAACCCGGAGCUAAAGCUUAUUAUAUCGAUGGGCGGCGCCGGCGCUCCCGACGCCAAGUACUCCCAUCUGAUCAGUGACGCGGGCCGUAGGGCUCAGUUCAUUAAAAACACUAUCGCUUAUAUGCAUAAGUAUAAGUGGGACGGUCUGGACAUUGACUGGGAGUACCCGGUCUGUUGGGGUGGCGAUUGUAAUAAAGGACCCAAAUCCGAUAAAGCCAAUUUUGGUAAAUUCUUACAGGAAUUACGGGCGGCAUUUGAUAAGGAAACUCCCAAAUUUUCGUUGUCUUGUGCCGUACAGGCGGACGCCGAUGUGGCCGACCAGGCCUACGACUAUCACGCUAUGGCCAGUGCUUUGGACUACGUGGCUAUCAUGACGUACGACGAGGCCGGCGCCUACGAGCACCACACCGGCCACCACUCAAAAUACACGUGGUGUAUAAGCGCUACCGAGCGCUACCACUCCAAGGGUAUACCCAAAGAGAAGGUACUAAUGGGGGUCCCAUUCUAUGGACACACGUUUAAAUUACAGGACAAAAACAAGCACUCGAUCGGCGCCCCCAUCACUGGUGAGGGCCGUACACCCCAUGGCGAGGGCGACAAUGCUUUCUACAGUGAAAUGUGUGAUUUGGUUAAAAAUAAGGGUUGGGCUAAGGAGGACCCGGAUCAGGGACACGACCCCAUCUCAUACCACGACCUAACGUGGGUGGGCUAUGACGACCCCUACGCCGCCUAUGAGUGAGUAUAAUUUGAUU